This is a messenger RNA of Coccidioides posadasii C735 delta SOWgp, 1427 nucleotides long. The record is from RefSeq and is a predicted model, not a curated record. Lineage: Eukaryota; Fungi; Ascomycota; Eurotiomycetes; Onygenales; Onygenaceae.
AUGCUGAGCACCUUCACUGUGAACUGUGAAAAGGCACUUCUCCACCUCCAGUACAAGGACCUCAAAUUGUUGGUGCAGCAAAACCCACAUGGAGGGCCGCCAAUCCUAAAUGUCAACUUCAAGCCGAAAUGCAUCAAGAAGAAGCUUGGAAUGAAGAAGCUGUCGAUGGCGGAUAUCCAGCGGCUACAUCCCAAGAAUGGUUGCCAGGAGCUGCCAUUGCCAUUGAAACCUGAAGUGCGCGAUUAUUAUCUGUUCUGCAAGGUGGAUGUUGUGGACGGGCAGGUUCACCUUCAGCAACAUACACCAAUGACUGCUGGCGCGCUGGAUUCUCAGCUAAAGACAAUGAGUGAAAUCCAUGGGUGGCUCAAUCUGUUCUACUCCCAUCAGUUCCAGUACAGCAGUGGCAAGAUACUUGAUGAGAGUGGAUUUGUCAGUGAAGCUCAGCAGAAUGUCAUCAUGAACCAUGCAACCAGCAGCACAUUUAUCAAGUACUAUCACACCCAGCACCAUAAUGGCAUGCAAGAAAUUAUAUGUGGCCUGGACCUGGAUGUGGAGUUAGCUAAGACAAUGCGCUGGAUGAGCUGCUCAAUGGACAAACAGCACCCUUGCUAUCUGGGUGAUGUGGAGAGAGAGGCUGUGGAACAGGACUGGGAGCUACAAGCAGCCAUCAGAAGUCAGGAUCACUUCACUGCUUUGAGCAAAGAGAAUCAGAAGUUGCUUCCCAAGUUAAAGUGGUGGCAGCAGAAAGUCAAAAGAGCACAGCAGAGAGCAUGCUACCAAAUAAGACACACCAUGCGCAGGGAGUGGAGUGAAAAGCAGGCAGUGAUUGAUAUUAAGCAGCAGCUGUCUGGAUCAGCAGUUGAUAAGACUGCUCAGCAGGUGCUGCAGAAGAAAUACAACAUGCCCCCAGCACAGAUCUCUCUUCUGGAAAAACUUCUCACCUGGCCCAAAUCAGACUCUCUGGAAGAUGAAUGGCGACAGCACAAUGAAGCCAUGGAGGCUGUGAGACAAUACUGUGACUUUCUCAAGGGAGGUCCUCUGUGAGGGCGGUCGAAGCAAAAAAUGCCGCCUGAUGCCCUCCAUGACAAUGACUGAUUGGAGAAGAAGGUCAAACUGGAAGAGCGCCCAUCCAUCUCUGCAUGGGAGGUGAAGUGCCGGGCCAUCAAGAAGCAUAUCUGGUCCGCGCAGAAGCCUGAAGCAUGCUUCCAGUGUCAAAAAGAGUAUUCCAAGUACAGGGAUGUCUUGAGACACUUUCAGUCUGCGCACCUCAGUGACCAUCAAUGCAACUUCUGUCUCCUCCCACUCCAUGAUGAGAAGGACCUGCGGAAGCAUGCAGCAAGAGUUCAUCAUCUCCACACCUGAACUUCUAUCUAUCAGAUCAUAGAUUACAUUGCUUAAACUGAUGUAUUUGUAUUGAGAUGUAAUAG